Alternaria atra is the source of this 363-nucleotide messenger RNA. RefSeq lists its product as uncharacterized. Lineage: Eukaryota; Fungi; Ascomycota; Dothideomycetes; Pleosporales; Pleosporaceae. The record is from RefSeq and is a predicted model, not a curated record. The transcript has a single exon. Bases 1 to 363 code for a protein of 120 amino acids.
AUGUCGGCAAAAUCCAAGACAGCAAAGGCUGCUGCGCCAAACGACCAGCGACCCGCAAAACAAUCCGGAGCGAAGAACGCAUACCUCCUGGCUUACAAUGCCGUCUCUGCAGCACUGUGGGCUGGCGUACUCUACCAAACCGUCACAAUUGGCGGAAACGAAGUAGUCAAUGCACAGAAGGCGGGAGCGUUCUUCGGCAGUAAUGACUGGUUCACUGCAACCAAGCGGGGGCUAGCCAGCGGAAAGGUAUACGAUAGCUUAGAGGGAUACACAAGAACCGUACAAACGCUCGCUGGACUGGAAGUCUUGCACAGUCUAGUCGGUACGUCUCUCCCCGAUACCCAUUCUCCUCCCCUGGACUAA